This is a messenger RNA of Aspergillus luchuensis, 1254 nucleotides long. RefSeq lists its product as uncharacterized. The transcript is spliced from 2 exons. Gene Ontology annotation, molecular function: DNA-binding transcription activator activity, RNA polymerase II-specific; zinc ion binding. Gene Ontology annotation, biological process: regulation of transcription by RNA polymerase II. Lineage: Eukaryota; Fungi; Ascomycota; Eurotiomycetes; Eurotiales; Aspergillaceae. The record is from RefSeq and is a predicted model, not a curated record. The coding region runs from base 1 to 1254 and encodes 417 amino acids.
AUGGCACUUAGAAGACCCCAUCGCAAAUCGCGCCACGGCUGCUUGCAAUGCAAGCGAAGGCGGGUGAAGUGUGAUGAAUUACGACCCUCUUGUUCAAACUGCUCAAAACGUCUGGCAACCUGCGAGUAUGACUCUAGCGCAUCACUGCUAUGGACAAAUGAAGAACCCCCAUCUCGCAUACGGUCCAAGAAGUCUAGCCCAGCAGGGGUUUCCCAGUCUGAAUCUCCUGCGGCUACGACUGCCAACUCCCUCAAUAUCCUGGGAAGAUGGGGUGAUGUAUUUGCCGCCUCGCAAGCAGUCCCCAGCUUGAACAUCACAGACCUGGAGCUGAUGAUGCAAUGGUGCAACUCAACGCACAAAAGUGUGUCUCGGGGCGAACACACGGACCACAUCUGGCGCUUUCGCGCUUCAGAGGAAGCAAUUACGCAUCCUUUCCUAAUGCACGGGCUACUCGCGUUGUCCUCCCUGCAUAUUGCACGAACAAAGCAUGAUACCCAGAAGCGUCCGGUUUAUCUCAGCACUGCCGUUGCACAUCAGGCUCAAGCACUGGCCCUAUUUCGCGAGAGGCUAAGCGAUAUCAACUCGUCUAAUGCAAGGGCUAUGUUUGCAUUUGCCAGUGUUGUGGUCUAUUAUACCUUUGGCUUACCUCACGCACCCGAGUCUAGCGAUCCCUGGGCAAACGUGGAUGACCUACUUCAGAUAUUCACGCUCGCGCGUGGGGUUCAACAGAUCCUGAAGCAAGCUACCUCGGUCAUAAAAAAUGAUGAAUGGAGCAUAAUCUUCAAGGUGGAAGACUUGAAUGAGGACUACUUGAGAGACGCACAGUCAAGCUUGGAGCGGUUGUAUGAGUUGAACAACGCUUGCGGGGCUCAAGACGACACCCAUGACAUAGCUGCUUACGAAAAUGCACUUGACCGUCUAGCAGAAAUGCUGGCUGAGGCGCGUACUGGUAUGCCCUCUGUGUCGACUUCCAGUCGAUGGGCAAUCAGACAAUUGCCUGAAUUCAUGGAACUCUUGCGGGAGCGCAAACCGCUAGCUUUGGUAAUACUAGCGUAUCAUUGCGUUGUAUUCCAUCAUCUGAGGGAUGCAUGGUACAUGGGUGAUCGGGGAAGCAGAGUGGCCCGAGCAUUAUGGGACAUUUUGGACGAUGAAUGGAGGCCACUGAUUGAGAGUCAUAUGCUGGAAAUAUUCGGGAAGACACACCCGACUAAUACGCCUGAUACAGCUGGAAUAGGACAGCAGGAGAUUGAUUAA